AUGAGUAAUACAAUCGUCCUCGAAUCCACACCUACAUCCAUGGCCCCAUCAGUAACUCUUUCAUAUGCUGUUGCUCAGCAACAAGGCCCACUUGACGGAUUGGAUACCACAAUGGCAGCCCUACAUGGUCUGGGACUUGGUUUGACUUCUCCUUAUAAUACUCUCAAGCAAGAACAUCUAACGCCCAUCUUCUCGUCCGCGUCACCUUCAUCCACACUGACAUCCCCGCUUGAUCUCAGUGAACGAUUUGGGUCAUUUCAAUCACAUCCAUCUCAAGUGGAGUUGAAAGAAAUCUUUUCACCCCACGAGUUGAACCUUGACUUUGUCAGCUCCUCAACGUCACUCGGCAGUGUGCCCGGUCCCUGUCAACCAUCACCGCUAGAAACAUGUCGUGGUCAAUCUGUCUUCCCGAUCCCUACGCCUGGGUCUACAAUGUCUCAGGUUGUCUCCGAUUUUGAGCACAUCCCAGAGACUCUAUCCCUGAGCACAGACAUGAACACAGACAUGAACACAAACAAAGGAUCUACAUUGAAUCUCAGCUUAAACACACCUACGCUGGCCAAUAUGAUCGACGCUCCUUCUCCCUCUCCUUCCUCCACCCCUCCAUCCUCUAAUCCACCCUCACCGACAUCCCCUUCGUACGAUGAUAUCAUGACGCCUGUAGUGGCAUGUGCUAGCUGUAAAAAGUCCCAUAUCAAGUGUGACCAUGGACGGCCUUGUCAGAACUGUCUCAAGCACCCUUCCAAGGCUUCGAGCUGUCAAGACGCUGUUCCAAAGCCUAGAGGACGCCCAAAGGGUGGUAGCAAGGCAGCCGCAGCCGAGGCAACGGUCGGCAGCAACAGGGGCGUGUAUCAUCUACACCAUCCUCAUCAGUACUCAGGUUUCCAUUUAGUGCCAGGCCCAUAUCAGUACAUGCGUGGUGUAUCUGAGCAUUCACAGUUAUACCGCCAGCGAGCCAUGUCAUUCCCGCACAUCUCGUUUGUUCAUGAUCCACAUGAGCCAUCGCCCUGUAUCUUACAGUCUCAGCAGCAACACCAACAUCAACAUCAACAUCAGCCACAGCCACAGCCACAGCCACAGCACCAGCAACAACGACCGGACACACUUCAGCAGCAUUCAUUGCACUAUCAUCCUUAUCAGCAUGCUCAACCACAGCAUCCACAGAUGUCUCAAUUCCACCAACGCGCGGUUUCGCAUCCACAGACACGCUAUUCCACCCCUGAGGGCCAUUCACCCUCCGCGGUGGAUUUUCAGCGAUUAAGCCCUGGCCAUCCAUCCCCUGUUCCUUCGUCUCCUUAUUCUUGGGAGCCAUUAACUUUUUCCGAAUAA
Messenger RNA from Lobosporangium transversale, 1329 nucleotides. RefSeq lists its product as hypothetical. The record is from RefSeq and is a predicted model, not a curated record. Gene Ontology annotation, molecular function: zinc ion binding; DNA-binding transcription factor activity, RNA polymerase II-specific. The transcript has 2 exons. Gene Ontology annotation, biological process: regulation of DNA-templated transcription. Lineage: Eukaryota; Fungi; Mortierellomycota; Mortierellomycetes; Mortierellales; Mortierellaceae. The coding region runs from base 1 to 1329 and encodes 442 amino acids.